Messenger RNA from Maylandia zebra (zebra mbuna), 2356 nucleotides. It is a transcript of the gene cacng3a, whose product is annotated as calcium channel, voltage-dependent, gamma subunit 3a. Gene Ontology annotation, biological process: neurotransmitter receptor internalization; neurotransmitter receptor transport, postsynaptic endosome to lysosome; transmission of nerve impulse. The record is from RefSeq and is a predicted model, not a curated record. Gene Ontology annotation, cellular component: postsynaptic density membrane; AMPA glutamate receptor complex. Gene Ontology annotation, molecular function: voltage-gated calcium channel activity; channel regulator activity. Lineage: Eukaryota; Metazoa; Chordata; Actinopteri; Cichliformes; Cichlidae.
UGCCAUUUUCUCCAGACUACUUUCCUCUAUCAUUUCCUCCAACUUUCAGCGCCGUUUCUUUACUUGUUCUGCACAGCCAACAAGAUGACAUCAAGCUUCUGUGCCUUUAACAUGGAAACAUCUUUGUGAACAAAGUUUUAUAGUUUAGAGGAAAAUGGGGCGGCAGAAGAUGUGCUCGGAGUUUCCUUCCUGGAUCAACUCAAAGAUCAGACACAGAGGGAAAGUUUUGAACAACCUCUAAACUCUGCCAGACUCGGUCCUCAGAGGGAGGAGGAGACAUGAGGGUGUUUAACCGGGGUGUGCUGAUGCUUCUGACCACAGCAGGGGCUUUCUGUGCCUUCAGCCUCAUGACCAUCGCCGUGGGAACGGACUAUUGGCUGUACUCCCGAGGGGUGUGCCGCUCUAAGACCCUGAGCGACAACGAGACGGUCCGCAAGAACGAAGAGGUCCUGACCCACUCCGGUCUGUGGAGGACCUGCUGCACAGAGGGGACAUUUCAGGGUGUUUGCAAGGACAUCGAUCACUUUCCUGACGAUGCAGACUACGAGCAGGACGCUGCUGAAUACUUACUGCGAGCGGUACGAGCCUCCAGCCUCUUCCCCAUCCUCAGUGUGGGGUUAUUAUUUCUUGGGGGUGUCUGCGUAGCUGCCAGCGAGUUCUACAAGUCACGCUAUAAUGUCAUUCUCACUGCGGGUAUACUCUUUGUCUCUGCAGGUCUCAGUAACAUCAUUGGCAUCAUUGUGUACAUAUCAGCCAACUCAGGUGACCCCAGCCAGAGCGACAACAAGAAGAGCUACUCCUACGGCUGGUCCUUUUAUUUCGGAGCUCUGUCCUUUGUGCUGGCUGAGAUGGUGGGCGUCCUGGCAGUGCAUGUGUUCAUAGAAAAACACAGACAGUUGCGCACUAAGGGCCGGCCUUCGCUCAUGAAGCCGCCCAUCUCUCGAAGCUCAUCGUAUUACCGCAACCGUUACUAUCAGAACCGCAGCCGCCGGUACAGUUACAGGAGCAACCACAGCGCAGGGGACCCGCACUCCUUCCGAGCAUCACUCAGCCGUGACCGGGAGCCGUCCAUCUCCGCUGAAUCUAAAGUCACCACCAUGGCAGGUUUGCCGAAACCAGUGUCAGUGGGCUCAGAGUUCAUGCUCUACGCUUUAACCUCGCCUCUCAAAAACAGUAAGAUAGACAUGGCUGUGGAUCAUUUAACAGCUGCAGCUGCUCACAACAACACAGAGAUGCUGCCUGGAAACUGCGCUUCCAACAGGAGGACCACACCUGUCUAAGAAGAGAGUCCCUGUAAGGCUGAACGUUAGUUGGAGGAGAAUAAGCUUUCUCAUGUUCUUGCUUGCAAAAGAGAGACAUUGUAGACAAGUGCAGGGCUUAGCCUGCCAAAUAUUUUUUUAUGAACUCUUCAGUCAAGAAAUAGUGGGAAAACUGCCAUUACAAUCUCCCAGAGUCAGUCCAACAGUCCAACACCAGGAUAUAACUUGGGGUGCAAUCAGAAAGUCCAGUUACUCCAACCAUUAAAAGCAGAAACCAUGUCUGGUUUAAAUUUAGCCAAUCUCCCCUUCAAGUCUGCUCCUUCUGCAGCUCUGGAAUUAAAUGGGCGGUGCAUUAUGUGGUUCAGUGGUUUGCACAGAAAAAGGUCCUGGGUUUGAAUCCACUGGCUGGGGCCUUUCUCUGCGGAGUUUGCAUGUUGUCCCUGUGACUCUGAGUGCUCACGUUUCCUCCAACAGUCCAAAGAUGUGCAUGUUAAAUUCUGAUUUGUCAGUCUCUCUGUGUUACCCCCUGUGGCAGAUUAGCAACCUGUUCAUGGUCUCCUCAAACUCUUGCCCCAUGACAAGCUGAAUAGGCUCCACCAGUGCAAGGAACAGUUUGGAGUGAAAGUUCCCCACAUGAAGGCAGUGCAUCGGAUUAGAAUGAUAGCUAUUUCUUAAGAUAUUUGCAGGGUCUUGCACUAAUUCAGAAUGAAAUCCGGGAUGAGAACUUCAGUGCGAAGCUCUACUCUAGAACCUGAAGCGUCCAAUAGAGUAUAUCUGGUGGAAUCAACCUGAACUGGUUGCUUCCAGUCUUCAAUCUGCAACUAGCUGCAACUUUUUCAUUUUUCACAUAAUUAUAUAUAAGCUAAGGUGUCAGCAUUUUGACAUGGUGGAGGAGAUCCAACAUGCACUGUUGAAAGAAAAGUUGAAGUGGUCAGAACAGGGCGUGCAGGGAAGGGUUUAAAAUAGGAGCUGUAGGCUUGCAGCACUGCCCAAAGACAUGCCCUAAUGGGGAAGAUGUGUCACAUUUAAAUCAGGUUAUGGUUCACAAGCUGGCACCGCAGAACUUAACGAUUGCAUCUCCUGAUGAAACAAAGCAA